Molecule: messenger RNA, 563 nt
Organism: Carlito syrichta (Philippine tarsier)
Lineage: Eukaryota; Metazoa; Chordata; Mammalia; Primates; Tarsiidae
Product: histone H1x
Exons: 3
Coding region: 15-563 (182 amino acids)
Biological process (GO): nucleosome assembly
Cellular component (GO): nucleosome
Molecular function (GO): DNA binding
Source: RefSeq, a predicted model, not a curated record
ACCCGCUGGCCACCAUGUCCGUGGAGCUCGAGGAGGCCCUGCCGCUGACGACCGCCGAGGGGGCGGCCAAGAAGGCGACCAAGGCCGGCGGCUCGGCGGCGCUGUCCCCGGCCAAGAAGCGGAAGAACAGCAAGAAGAAGAACCAGCCGGGCAAAUACAGCCAGCUGGUGGUGGAGACCAUCCGCAGGCUGGGCGAGCGCAACGGCUCGUCGCUGGCCAGGAUCUACACGGAGGCCAAGAAGGUGCCGUGGUUCGACCAGCAGAACGGGCGCACCUACCUCAAGUACUCCAUCAAGGCGCUGGUGCAGAACGACACGCUCCUGGGAAUGAGCGCCAUCGACGCGCAGGGGAUUGGAUGGUGGGCCCCACGGGGCUUUAUACGCCGACCUCCUGGCGAGGUCGGUCUGGAGCCAGGGGCCUUCAGCAAGUGGCGGCCAGCAGCAUUCGAGCACGCUGUGGGGCAGGCCUUCCACGCUCUGAAACAUCACUCGCAGUUUUCCUUCGCGACCCAGACCACCCCCACAUUCCAGCCUCAGGCCACAGGGGUCUGGGUGGUCACAUGA